Molecule: messenger RNA, 313 nt
Organism: Cylindrotheca closterium
Lineage: Eukaryota; Bacillariophyta; Bacillariophyceae; Bacillariales; Bacillariaceae
Source: the annotation of a GenBank genome assembly
AUGUCCACAGAAGAAUCCUCUGCAAGUGCGUCUGCUACACCAACAAACGAAUUAGAAAAACAUCAUGGUGAUGAUGAUGAUGGCAAUCAUAAUGACAAUAAUGAAACCGAGAAUCACAAAGACAUUGAUUUCUUGCAAGCCAAAUGCUCGCUCCUCAAAAAUCAAUUAGCCUUCUUACGAAGCCAGCAGAAACAAAAGAAAGAACAACGCAAGAAGGAAAAGGGAGAAAUCGUUUCCACCUUCAAGAGCAUGAAGGGAUACAUUGACAAUUUGGAACGCGAAAACAAACAAUUCAAGGCCUUGUUGGCACCAU